Messenger RNA from Chelonus insularis, 1435 nucleotides. RefSeq names its product EARP-interacting protein homolog. NCBI's taxonomy places the organism in Eukaryota, Metazoa, Arthropoda, Insecta, Hymenoptera, Braconidae. Bases 267 to 1391 code for a protein of 374 amino acids. The record is from RefSeq and is a predicted model, not a curated record. Gene Ontology annotation, molecular function: protein binding. The transcript has 6 exons. Gene Ontology annotation, biological process: protein ubiquitination.
UUUACUCCUUUUAUGGGAGUUAAAUAAUUUAAAUAAUUACUCAGAUAUCAUUUAGAUGACAAAACAGUUAUUUUGUAAUAUUAUUUUAUCAUAACAUCGUAAUAUGAGUCAUUGUUUACAAUAUUAUUCUGAACUGCGUUAAGGUUAUGUUUAUGAAUGUUUGGAGUUUUUACUUCUAUCAGCAUUUAAUGAUUAAUCAAUCAUAUGGAGGAGUUUAGAAUAUUUUAUUUUAAUUAAUUGAAAAUUAUUUUUACACUUUGGUUGAAAUGGAUCGUGAUAAUCCUGUUAUUUAUGGCCUAGAGUUUCAAGCCCGAGCACUAUCAGCACAAAACGCGGAAACAGAUAUCGUAAGAUUUCUAGUCGGAACCCAAUCACUAAAGUUCGCCAGCAAUCAGAUACACUUACUAGAGUUGAAUGAUGAAACAAAUACUCUUAAAACCCAAGUUUACCAUCAUGAUGUUGGAGAAGUGUGGUCAUUGCAAGCAUCUCCAACAGAUCCUGAUAAGUUCAUCACAUCUUACAAUACAAUGGACAACCAGGGGUUGUGUGUGAUGAGAGGAGCGCUCUGGAAGCUCCCGGAGCUUGGAGAAUACACUAAUGAAGUAGAAAGCAUGGAGAAGGUAUCAGAUAUUGAUACCACGAUCCAUGGAGCUGAUUUAAGGACCAUUGUUUAUCAUCCAACAGAAAGUAUUAGAGCUGUUGCGGUUGUUGAUAAUCAUUUUGUUUUAUGGAACUUGGAGGGACCAAGUCCUCAGCCUUCCACCAUUGGAACACUGACUAGUAAAAGCCAGCCACGUUUCACGACUGGCAAAUGGAACCCUCAUAACGGAUGUAAUCAAUUCGUUACUCUAAAUGAUAAUAAUGUAAGAGGAUGGGAUCUUAGAACACCUUCUAAGGAAGCUUGGACUAUCAUCCCUGCUCACUGCCAAAUAGUCAGAGACCUAGACUUCAAUGUAAAUAAACAAUACAUCUUGUCAACAUGUGGAGAUGAUGGAUACAUGAAAUUCUGGGACAUCAGAUCUCCAGCUGAACCAAUAAUGGCUAGAAUGGAACACUCGCAUUGGGUUUGGAAUAUAAAGGUUAAUAAAUUCCAUGACCAGUUGGUGUUAACGUCAAGCAGUGAUUCGAGAGUUAUUUUAUGCAGUAUUCCUUCAGUCUCCUCUGAACCUUUUGGUCCAAUCAGUCACGAUGAUGAUAAUUCAUUGAACCAAUCAAUUAAUGGAACCAAAUUAGAAGAUGGAGUGAUUGGGAAAUAUGAAGAGCAUGAAGAUAGUGUUUAUGCUGUUGAAUGGUCUUCAGCAGACCCUUGGACAUUUGCGUCAUUAAGCUAUGACGGUCGACUGGUCAUCAAUAAAGUGCCGAGGAAAUAUAAAUAUAAGAUUCUUUUAUAAAUAUAUUAUUAUUAAAUUAAUUUAAAUAAAUUCUGGAGAAUGAA